UUGUCCUGCGCAGCUGCCCUGACUGCGUUAUAGUUUGAUGCAAAGCAGCGAAGGUGAUGAAUCACAAACUUGAUUAGCUAGGGUCUGAAUUCCAAAGACCAAACCUCAUUUUGCAACAAUGGCAAAAUCGGAUACUCCAAAACCCAACUCUGCCAAAGUUCACCCCUCUAAUGAGUCCGAGGUUGAUCCCAAUUCCUACGCCCUGGAGAAGUUCAGACUUUACGAAACCAGAGCGAGAUUUUACUUGAUCGGGAGUGAUCGUAACAAAAGGUUUUUCCGAGUCUUGAAAAUUGAUCGAUCAGAGCCCUCCGAUCUCAGUAUUAGUGAAGACCCCGUGGUAUAUACCCCUCAGGAAAUCAAGAACCUGCUACAGCGAAUCGGAGAAGGCAAUAAGGCCACUGGGGGGCUGACAUUUGUUACAAAGGUUUUUGGGAUUGCAGGCUGCAUCAAGUUUCUGGAAUCAUAUUAUUUGAUUCUGGUUACCAAGCGCAGGCAAAUAGGUUGUAUAUGUGGUCACGCAAUAUAUAGCAUAGAGGAGAGCCAAUUGAUAACAGUACCACAUGUCACAAUUCAAUCUGAUAUAGCUCACUCUAGAACUGAGCUGAGCAGGUACAAAAAACUUUUAUCGAGUGUUGACUUGACAAAGGAUUUUUUCUAUAGUUAUACCUAUCCUAUAAUGCAAAGUUUGCAAAAGAAUGUAUUGUCCAAUGAAGGUGAAGGGAUGCCUUAUGAUAAUAUAUUUGUUUGGAACGCUUAUUUAACACAAGCAAUCCGAUCAAGAUGCAAUAACACCCUUUGGACAAUAGCUUUAGUUCAUGGUCAUUUUAAGCAGGUACGUCUAUCAAUCUUUGGAAGGGACUUCAGUGUUUGCUUGAUUUCUAGACGAUCAAGGCAUUUUGCUGGAACACGGGAAGAACUGAAGGAGGAGCAGCAAAUCAGUUAUUUGAAAAGGGGAGUCAAUGACCGUGGGAGAGUUGCUAAUGAUGUUGAGACGGAGCAGAUUGUUCUUUAUGAAGAAGCUGGGUCUUGCAAGGGGAGAAUGAGUUCAGUUGUGCAAAUGCGUGGCUCUAUACCACUUUUCUGGUCUCAAGAAGCUUCUAGAUUCAGCCCUAAGCCUGAUAUCAUCUUGCAGAGGUAUGAUCCUACAUAUGAGGCAACGAAAUUACAUUUUGAAGACCUUGCUCAGAGAUAUGGCAAUCCAAUUAUUGUGCUUAAUUUGAUCAAGACUGUUGAGAAACGACCACGAGAAAUGAUGCUGAGGCGUGAAUUUUUUCAUGCUGUUGGGUAUCUGAACCAAAUUCUACCAGAAGAAAAUCAUCUUAGAUUUAUUCACUGGGACUUUCACAAGUUUGCAAAGAGUAAGUCUGCCAAUGUUUUGGCAGUUUUAGGUGUUGUGGCAAGUGAAGCGCUUGACUUAACUGGUUUUUACUUCAGUGGCAAACCCAACAUUGUAAAAAGGACCAAUAAGAGCAACCAAGCAAGCAAUGGAAGGGAUGCUUCUCUAAAAGAUCCGAGAACUAGUUCUGGAGAUAUUGCAAGGACUGGAAACAGUAAUGAAAUUCAAAAUUCGUUAGUAAAUCAAGACACAGAGACUGACAAUAACCAACAGAACAGCAAAGAUGAUUGUAGUGGAGAAGCACCGUGUUUUCAGAGUGGAGUUUUGCGCACCAAUUGCAUUGAUUGUUUGGACCGUACUAAUGUAGCACAGUAUGCUUAUGGCCUUCAAGCUUUAGGACGCCAGCUUCAUGCUAUGGAUUUAUCUGAUGUUUCCAAAGUGGACCCUGAUAGUAGUAUUGCUGCGGCUCUAAUGGACAUGUACCAGAGUAUGGGUGAUGCUCUUGCCCAGCAGUAUGGUGGUUCUGCGGCUCAUAAUACUGUUUUCCCUGAGAGGCAGGGAAAGUGGAAAGCAACAACGCAGUCAAGGGAGUUUUUGAAAUCUAUAACGCGAUAUUAUAACAAUACUUACACUGAUGGUGAAAAACAAGAUGCAAUAAACUUAUUUUUAGGUUACUUCCAACCACGAGAUGGGAAACCUGCUCUCUGGGAGCUGGAUUCAGAUUACUAUCUCCAUGUAUCUGGGAUUGGAGAUGACCUGAUAUCUGACCAGGGUUCUGAAAUUAUUACUAAGCCUUCUCGUAGAACUGGAACAACGCUGAUACCUGUCCCAGCUUGUAGAGAAGACUUCUCACGCAUAAAGUUGACAUCAUUUGACAAGUUGAUUGAAAAGACACGAAGUGAAAUUAGGAAUGUAAGACUUUGCAGUGAUCCUGAUCAGAAACCAGGUGGUGGUUUUGGAAACAGUGGGGUUGCACCUGAUGCAGCUGAGAUACAACUCAAAAGCCCAAAUUGGCUUUUUGGCCAGAGAAAGUAUGAAGAAGGUGCUGCAGUUGGAAAGGCUGCUUCACGUGAAACUGAUAUUGACAGAUCUCAAGCUGAGACAAAGGGCAACGGUUUUUACAACCUAAACUGGCUUUCUUCUGCUAAUGAUUUGAAUGAAGAGGAUGCUUUCCAACGGUACCUGACAGUGACCUCUAUUAAUGAGGAUAAUGGUUGGUACGGAGGCACUCUUAUUGGAGAUCAAAAUGAAAGCAGUGCGAUAUAUAAGCACUAUGCAGCAUUAUGUCAGGGACCAGAGUUGGAACUAUUUCAUAAUGACCUUGAGAGUGAAAGACAUUAUGCAGAUGUUUUGAGCCUGAGUUCAUAUGACAUGAUUAAUGACGAUGUCGUUGCAGCGGAAAUGGAAGCAGCUCUCAAUGAGUAUGAGCAAGUUGGAGCUGACCUUGGCAUCAUCCCCUCGUCUUGUAAAUACUUUGCUGAUGACCCAAGUUGGUUGUCAAGAUGGUUAAUCGGAGAAGAGAGAGUACCAGGGACAUGAUAUUCUACUGUGUCAACAAGUUCGUGCGUGCACGCGCACACAUAUAUUCACUUCAAAUGACUGAAUAUUUCUUUUUCGCUCUUGAUCUAUAGUUUGAUUAUUAUGUUUUAAGCUGCAAAAGAAUAGAAUAGGCUAUUCAAAUACUUCCUCCAGCCUCCAAUUAGUAUUUUCUUGUAUCAAAGAAUUCCAACGAUGGUGAGUUUGCAAACGUGUUGGGUUAAUGGCCAGUCAAACUGCAGGUCCAGCAAAUUUCAAGUGUUGAGUCAUGUACAGUUCACUCAAAUUAAAACUUGAUUUAUAGUGCUUGUGAAGAAUAGAAGCUACAGCGGGUGCUUUGUGCAUUGGGAAUAGAAGCUACUUAUUGCCCAAAAGCCAUGAACAAGGCAUUUCUUUCCCUGUGCCUUUUCUCAUACAAAACUGAACUCUAAACCCUUUUA
This is a messenger RNA of Prosopis cineraria, 3312 nucleotides long. RefSeq names its product phosphatidylinositol-3-phosphatase SAC1. Gene Ontology annotation, cellular component: intracellular membrane-bounded organelle. Gene Ontology annotation, molecular function: phosphatidylinositol-3,5-bisphosphate 5-phosphatase activity. The transcript has 17 exons. Gene Ontology annotation, biological process: phosphatidylinositol dephosphorylation. The record is from RefSeq and is a predicted model, not a curated record. The coding region runs from base 119 to 2875 and encodes 918 amino acids. Lineage: Eukaryota; Viridiplantae; Streptophyta; Magnoliopsida; Fabales; Fabaceae.